UUGGGUGUAUAGUAGGCCUCGCGGUUCGUUGACGGUGGCGGUACAGCAGUCGUACUUUUGCACUGAUUGAUUAAAGUUUUCCAUUUGAAAUUGUUAAUGAAUGGCAAUUGGCCGUCUGUCGCCUGUGUUUGGUCUGUGAAGUGAGAUAGUUCCUGUUAAGUUGGUUGAGUGGUUUUGAAGAGCUCACAGAAUGUAUACCGUUUCCAAAGGUCCUAGCAAAUUGGUAGCAAAAACGCGAAGAGGAAUACCACAAAAUUAUGAAAAGUUUGAAUUGAUGCGUGAUUUGGGCAAGAAGAACGGCGAUUGUGAUAUAGCCAGUGAAUUGAGUGUUCCUCGUCCGGUGUUUCAGACAACGAAGAAAUCAGCCACACAUCACCUGCGAGCACAGCAACAGCAAGCCGUAGCAGAACACCUCAGUCCGCAACACGAGGAGCUGAUAAAAUACAUAAAUGAUUCGUGGAAUAUGGCGGUAGCCCCCAAUCCUUAUGAUGUUCCAGGAUCACCUGACAGCACAAGUUCCAACACCUCCCUCUCAUCGUCUUGCAGUACCAGCUCAGCGUCCUCCACCUGCUCGAAUUGCAGUACGACCACCCUAUACUACAAUGAUCCACCAAGUCCGGUGCUGGUAGACUUCAAACCGUUUGAUCUGGAGUCCUGGUGGGGGAGGAGAAUUUUUAACAAUAUUACCAAAAAUCUGUGAAAGUCUGAAUCGUUAGGAGUAGAAAAGAAAUAAACAAAGAAAUCACAUAUAAAAUUUACAAUUACUCACCGCAACAAGCUAUCGCUAAACUAAUCAGCUGAAUCAAAUAAGCAAAAUCUGUGAAACUCUCGAGGAAGACUAAAUUGUAAAAAGUAGUGAUACGUUCAGGAGCAAACAAAAAUAACCGGUAGCAAAUUCAACAGGCAAAUCUGAGCAAACAAAAGGUGCAUUAUCAGCUCGGAAUCAGUAUGUUGCAGAACGGCCAGCCAACAAAGACUAGGGAAUGUGGGCGCAUAAGAAUGUGUUUUUGUGAUGUAACUUAGAGCAUUUAGGAAUGUGUUGUUUAUGAUUGCGAAUGAAAGAGAGAAAGGAUCGUUUUAGUUACUAAGUUGAGGUUGCCUAUUAGUGGCUUAGAAAGAAAACGAAUUGUGAGCAAUAUUUUGUAAAUGGAAAUUUUAUCCGAUUGAAGUAUUAUUUGGAUAACCAUCAGAUGUAUUGCUUCAAUUUUGUCCAAUGCCUUUAAAUAGUGCGGAUAGUUCACUUAACCAGUUGAAUUUUCUGUAUGCAACGAGUUCACGACAAUUGGUGGGAGUAAACAAUCCAAAAAGGCAGUAACGUUUCGAUUGGAUGUUGGCUUAAGGUGCGCAAAAAAUCGAAAAAGUCAUUAUACUGAAAUAGUUUUACCUAUUAGAUAUGUUACGGAACUGAGAUAAGAAACAAAAAAGUGCUAGUAUGAAGAAGACAUUUGAUAUAAAACAAUGUUGAUAACGGACUGAAA
Messenger RNA from Malaya genurostris, 1478 nucleotides. Its product is annotated as MAPK regulated corepressor interacting protein 2. Bases 191 to 700 code for a protein of 169 amino acids. Lineage: Eukaryota; Metazoa; Arthropoda; Insecta; Diptera; Culicidae. The record is from RefSeq and is a predicted model, not a curated record. The transcript is spliced from 5 exons.